Molecule: messenger RNA, 1593 nt
Organism: Debaryomyces tyrocola
Lineage: Eukaryota; Fungi; Ascomycota; Pichiomycetes; Serinales; Debaryomycetaceae
Source: the annotation of a GenBank genome assembly
AUGAGCUUUCAAAAUAACCUUAAAAAUAGCGUUGAAAAGUCCAAAAUCGAUACUGAAACAUCGAACAAACAAGGCAGUUUGGGUUAUGAAAAUGCUAUCCUCAAUACUUCAUUGGACAUAUCUGAGAAUAGAGCAGGUAAUGCAGAUGCUGAAGAAAGAAGAAUCGUAAAACAUUGGUAUGAUGGUUUUGUUCGUCUAUUUUUAUGGUAUCCCUCAUAUUUAGAUGGGGAGGAGAAGAAAUUAUUAUUUAAGUUGGAUUUUUGUAUUCUCACUUAUGUCUGUUGCUCUUAUUUUACAAAAUCAUUGGACAAGUCUAACAUUACUAAUGCAUAUGUAUCUGGGAUGAAAAAUGAUAUUGAAUUUACCGGUGAUGACUUGAGUUAUGCCAAAUCAUUAUAUUCCGCUGGCUAUAUAGUAUCUAUGUGCUUUGGAAUGUUAUUUGUCACAAGACCCUGGGCUCGUUACAUGCUCCCUACUUUGGAACUACUUUGGGGUGUUUUGACAUUUUGUGGGGCUGCUGUCAGGAAUUCAAGUGAUAUGUUUGCCUUGAGAUUUUUAAUUGGGUUAGCAGAAGGCCCUAUAUUCUGUACAGUCGUACAUAUUUUGGGGUCUUGGUAUAAAAGAGAUGAGAUAUAUCGUAGGGUAAUGGUGUUUUCAAUUUCUUCUAGUUUAGGUGGUAUGUUUUCUGGGUAUUUACAAUCCGCAGCUUAUGAAACUUUAAGCGGCAAGGGUGGAUUAGCAGGUUGGAAAUGGGGUUUCAUUAUUGAUGGUAUUUUCACUGUACCUAUUGCUUUAUUUGGAUUUUUUGUUUUUCCAGGGGCACCUUACCAGGUCAAAAAGGUAUGGUGGCUUUCAGCCGACGAAUUAAGGCUUGCUAAAGAAAGGAUUCAAACUUCAGGAAUUGCAACGCCCGGUGCAUUGAAUUUUAGCUUAGUGAAGAGAGUUUUUUUAAGGUGGCACGCACACUUUUUUACUGCCUUUUGGGUUUUCUUGAAUGUUUUAGCUUUACCGGAUGGCACUGCAUUCCCCUUAUGGUUACUGGCAAAUUCUCCUGAGAGAUUUUCAAUUUCACAAGUCGAUAAUUAUCCGACUAUUCAAUCGGCCGUUGGAAUUAUUGCACAAUUUUUGCUUGCAGGACUUGCUGACACGUUCUCUAUUUACCCUUUUUUGACAAUAACCCAAUGUCUAUUUAUAAUUUCUUAUUCUUCACUCGCUGCAUGGAACAUACCAGAUGGAUGGCGAUGGGUAUGUUUUUUGAUUAUCGGUUUUGAUGGAGUAAAUCAAGCUAUAAUCUCAGGUUGGGCCAACAGAAGCUGUAGACAUGAUAAUGAAGAGAGAGCAUUUGUUCUUGGGUUUUCUGAUGCUGUAUCUCAAGCAAUAAAUGUUUGGACAAACAUCGUAUUCUACCCUACAAGUGAUGCUCCAAAGUUCAGAAAAGGAUUUAUAGUAUCUUUAGUUGGUGCAAUUGUGAUGUUAUUUUUGCCCAUUUUAGGCUAUAUGGGUGAUAGGUUUGACCGAAAACAACUUGAGAACUCGCUUGAGAACUCGCAUGAAAGCGACGGAACGCAUUCGAGAAUCGAAGAAUUCAAGUAA